Colletotrichum truncatum is the source of this 2022-nucleotide messenger RNA. RefSeq lists its product as uncharacterized. Gene Ontology annotation, biological process: transcription initiation at mitochondrial promoter. Lineage: Eukaryota; Fungi; Ascomycota; Sordariomycetes; Glomerellales; Glomerellaceae. Gene Ontology annotation, cellular component: mitochondrial DNA-directed RNA polymerase complex; mitochondrial matrix. Gene Ontology annotation, molecular function: mitochondrial transcription factor activity. The record is from RefSeq and is a predicted model, not a curated record.
AUGCGGGCCCGCCACUCCGGUGAGCCGCGGCAGAAUAUUUCCUACCUGACCCCGAACCCAGUCGCAGCAUGUCACUCCUCGACCACGCAAAUCACCUCAACACAAACCCAUCCACUGAUGUUGUCCACGUCAAGACACGCUUGGGCAAAGUCUCCUCUUGCGCCAUGUGUAGCGCGGAGCUUCGUCAGAGGGGCGGCGACGACGACCCGAGCCAAGCUCUCCUAUGCCCGCCUUAACCAAACGACACCCUUGGCCAAGGAGCUUGCGAAGACGGGCUUGUGGGACCCGAGGAUAGAAAAAGCGAUCAAAAGGGCGGCCGUAGGAGAUGCUAAAACACGGCAAAAACGGCGCCCCGAUCCAGAAAAGCGGCUUGUUCCCAAGGGCGACAAGUCGCGCGUCAACAUUGUGGACGAGAAGCUAUGUGACGAUAUUUUGAAAUACCUCGGCCCUACCCUCCAGCGCCACGUUGGAUGCGACCUCGUCGAUAUUAACCCCGGCGCAGGCCUCUGGAGCCGCAAACUCCACGACGUCCUGCAGCCGCGCUCCCACGUCCUCAUGGAACCCGAUGACGACUUCUACCGGCCCUUUCUCGAACCGAUCCUCUCCCGGCCGAACACGCAGCUGAUACCGCAGUCCGGAAUCCUCUGGAAGGAGCUCAACCAGGUGCUCAAACAUAUACCGAACCAGACCCCGCAGUCGUCCGGGCGGGACGUCCCGCCGCAGCGCAACGACACGCUGCUCGUGACGGCAAACCUGUCCUUCUUCCCGAAGAGGCGGUACCGCCGGUUCGAGUCGGUCACGCAGCUCGUGCUGUUCCAGUUGCUGAGCAGCAUCCGCUCGGCUCAGCUGUUUCAGAAAUACGGACUCGUGCGUAUGCUCAUCUGGACGGGCGCGGACGACCACAAAUCCUUCAUCUCGAGGAAUGUGCAGAGCCGGCGGGCAUCGGCCUUUGACGCAGAGACAUCGUGCGAGUGGAUGGCCGAGGUGGCGGCCAAAGACGCGCUGCUGGACCCGACCACCAAGGACUGGUACGUCAGAGACAGGUGGAUCGAGGUGGACAGCACGCUUGCGACGCUGGAGCGGAUGAAGAAGAACGGGUUCGAGAUACCCGAGGGCCGCAAGAUGGAGAGCACGAAGCGCGCGGAGGCGUACGCGCGCGCGGACGGGAAGAAGUACACGGAGGAAAUGAUACCCGAGCUUCAGCGGGCGUACCUCGCGGAGCUGGAGGAGAUGGAGCGCGCGUUCGCGGCGGGGGAGAUUGAGCAGAACUACAAGUCAAAGGAUUGGAAGCGCCUCAGUUUCCUGCGUAGCCAGCGGGCGCGUCACCAGGAGGAGAGCAGGGAGUUCAAGGUGCUCCUCGAGGAGAUGUACGAGCUGGACAGGCUGCAGCGCGAGGGUUCGGUGCCGAAGGCGGAGCUCGCGGAGCGUGAUCGGGCGUGGAACGAAAAGGUAAAGCUGCUGGGCAAGAACCCGAUGGUGGACUUCCGGCUGGUCAGGGACAACAUGCACGUCUUCCGGCAGGACCCGCCGGCGCUGCUCUGGGACAGGCGGCCGUACGAGCCGCUCGCGGUGAGGGCGGAGGAGUUCUACCCGACGGUGGAGGCGACACUGCUCGACAUCCAACCCAAGGCGAUGCACCCGCUGUUCCGGGAGACGGGACCGGAGUCGUCGCGGGCGGGGGACAUUCUGGAGCUGAUUCAGCGGUCGCUGAUGGCGACGAGCCUGGAGCCGCUGAGCAGCUCGCUCGAGCGCAUAUGGCCGGGCGCGGGGGAGGGGAUCCUCCAGCACUGCCCGAGCCUGCGUGACUCGGCGCGGGGCGGAAUGCCGGGGACGGGCCAGGCGGAGAUAUGCGCGCGGGCGCUGAACGAGACGCAGUGGGCGGAGCUGCUGGAGGCGUUCAUGCAGUGGCCAUUCCGGCCUUCGUACGAGGAGCUGAUUGGGCGGUUGACGGACGACAGCGAUGACGCGGACGAUGAUGUCGGGGGCGGCAGCAGUUUCUCGGCGGAUGCGGCGCUUUCGUGA